AUGACACUUCUCCGGUUAUCAUCCAUGGUGAAAUCGCGAAUGCCCGAGGUGUUCCAUGUACGAAAGCCACAGUUCUCAUGUUUACCCAUAAUGCCAUCGAUUAUGACAUUCCGAUCUACGUGGGAGACGAGCUCCACACAGACAUCAUCAUCGGCAAUCCUGUCCUCAAAUUUUACCCCGAGCAGGCCAACUGACCACGAAUAUGAGCCCUGCCACCCUGAAACCAUCGACCCACAGAACCAUGACAAACCAUUAACUCCACCGAGCCACGGUGAACCCCAGCAACAGCCACUGACUUGUCCAAUUGGCAUCAUCCACACGGAAGAUGAUCGACGAGUCCGUAAAGCCCGCAAGAAACCAUCGUAUUAUUUGACCGGAUACGUUGUCCAAGUUCAAGUGGUAGACUGCCAGCCAUCCCAGGAACCGGUUGAAGAGAGCACUUUCAAACUUCUUUCCACCAGAUCUUCAAGCUAA
Molecule: messenger RNA, 474 nt
Organism: Torulaspora globosa
Lineage: Eukaryota; Fungi; Ascomycota; Saccharomycetes; Saccharomycetales; Saccharomycetaceae
Exons: 1
Coding region: 1-474 (157 amino acids)
Source: RefSeq, a predicted model, not a curated record